This is a messenger RNA of Aethalodelphis obliquidens (Pacific white-sided dolphin), 1157 nucleotides long. It is a transcript of the gene CFAP119, whose product is annotated as cilia and flagella associated protein 119. The record is from RefSeq and is a predicted model, not a curated record. NCBI's taxonomy places the organism in Eukaryota, Metazoa, Chordata, Mammalia, Artiodactyla, Delphinidae. The transcript is spliced from 8 exons. The coding region runs from base 59 to 1126 and encodes 355 amino acids.
UCCCAGAACCGAGGCAGGACAGAACCUGUGGUGCCCCGCAGCACAGAGGAGCGACAAGAUGAUCCGCCGGAAGUCCAGCCAAUUCCAGGGACUGAAAAUGCAAUCAGAGCUUGAACAGCACUACGAACUGCGGAGAGAACCCAAGAAAGCCCUCAGGUCAUUGGAUGAAUCGGCCACGCGGAUGGGAACAGGUGUGCAUACCGAGUCGGGAACCGUGGCUUCGGUGAAUGCGGAUGAGGAUCCUGCAGCCGACUUGUUCCCGCCGCCACUGCCCCAGCCCCGGAUCUGCAUAUGGAAGUACCUGGACAGCCAUUCCAUGCACAGGCUGGAGAAGACAGCCAAUGUUGAGGAGAUGAGGGAGGUGCUGGCCGAGCUGUUGGGACUAGGCUCUCCUGCGCAGAGCCUGCGGGACGCCAUCACCCUGGACCUCUUCUCCCAUGCACUCAUCUUCUGCCGCCAACAAGGCUUCUCCCUGGAGCAGACAUCAACGGCUUGUGCCCUGCUCCAAGAUCUUCACAAGGCCUGUAUUGCAACCCCCUUGGGCAACGUGGAGGAAUGUUACCGCUACUUCACCAGUGUUCUUUUUUGCCACGGAAUCAGGCGGCCCCCCUUCAGUAUCAACCUCUUUAAGGAGGAACAGCUGCUGGCCCUGGCAGAUUAUGUGGUCAACACCUACUUCCGCCACUUCAAGCUCUACAAAUAUGUCUUCACACCCCAGGUGCGGCUGGAUCUAUCUUUGACUUACAUGGGGCUACAGGCACCCAAGCUCUGGCCAAAGGAUGAGACGGGUAAGGGAGAAUGCCGGGGCGAGGGCUGGACUGGGCUGGGGCUGAAGCCUCCUCCUGCCUUCUGGCUUGCAGAGAAAGAAGAGGGUGAAGAGGUGGAGGAGCAGGCACUCACCCCAGAUGAGGAGGAACCGGAAACAGUGGUCCAGCCAGAGCCAGAGCCAAGCCAGGUCUCCAUCCUCCGGGCCUACAUCAAGACCCAGAUGAACAAGGAACUGGAGCAGCUCCAACAACUGGUGGAGGAACAGCUCAAGGCCAGUGAGGAAAGGCUCAGCAGCAAGCUGACCGCACUCGAGCGGCCCCUCCAGCUACCUCCAGGCAAAGGCAAGAACAAGACCUAGUGACCCCCACCCUCUUCCCCAAUAAAGACCU